Solanum dulcamara is the source of this 718-nucleotide messenger RNA. RefSeq lists its product as uncharacterized. The transcript is spliced from 4 exons. Bases 155 to 454 code for a protein of 99 amino acids. Lineage: Eukaryota; Viridiplantae; Streptophyta; Magnoliopsida; Solanales; Solanaceae. The record is from RefSeq and is a predicted model, not a curated record.
CAGAAGGGUUGGGCUUCCGAUCGAAGCCCAGUUAAAAAUUGCUUCUAUUUGUCUCGUUGGUCUUAGAAGUCCAGCCUGUAUACUCCGUCGUUAUCAGAUUUCCGGACAAAAUCACGGCGACUACUGCAAAGAUACUACAAUCAGCUUCUCCAGAAUGAGUGCAGGGGGAGCAUUUGGUGGAAAUAGAGGAGUGAGACCGGUUCCACCAGAGAAAGGAGUUUUCCCGUUGGAUCACAUGCAUUUAUGUGACCUGGAGAAGAAGGAAUACCUCAGUUGUCUUAAAUCUGCUGGGCAUAAAUCCGAGGAGUGUAGACAUCUCUCUAGAAAGUACCUGGAGUGCCGAAUGGAGAAGAAUUUGAUGGCAAAGCAAGACAUGUCAGAACUUGGCUUUGGCAAGAAUGUUGACACCGGAACUAAAUCAGAAGAAAAGACAGAACAGACAAAAGUGAAAUGAAGAGUGAGUUACUUGUUUAGUAUUUUUUUAAUAGUCUGGCUGUAAAACACGCAGGCUGACAAUAGUUGCAUCUCCACAAUUUCUGUUAGUUCUACGUGGAGGCGCACAACCCUUUUGUAGCAUUUUUAUUUCUUUCUUCUCCUGGAUCCUCUCUGAGCUGUAGUAAAAAAUUGUAUAGCGAGAGGGGGGAGCAUCACGAGAGGAAACUGAGGACAAACACCGAGUUUACAAUGUUAUAAAAAAGGGAAUAAUCUUGUCUGAAAA